UCCGUUUCCGUUGCGCCCAUAAAUCCCCGUCCGGACAGCAAAGACACACAACGGAUUUUUAUCAUCAGUCGACGCCUCCGAUUAUUAGUAACUAGUAAAUGCGCAAUAUCGCGCCGUCAAUGCAUCCCUUAGCCGCAUACCCUCGCUAGAUUUGCUUCUCCAUUAGCAAUUCUUUAUUUUUCGCUUUUGCCUUUGCGCUGCUGAUGCGUCAAUCAUUCGGUAGCAUCUGAAAAGGCGCGAUUGUUCGUUCGUUCGUGGACGUGGGCGAGGGAGGUGGCGCGUCGCGGUAAACAAAUUAAAGGGAGGGGGUGAGGUGAGGGGAUUAAAAUCUGCGGCCGUACCGACGGGAACCCGUCUCCUUCUCUUGCCGUUCGCCGGUCGCCUCGCCUCCAAAUCGCCGCCGCGUUUGGUGCCCACUGAUCGUGCUUGCCGGGGAGGAGGAAGAUGAGGAUGAAGACGCUGGCCUGCUGCCGGCGGCGGCCGCAGGACUUCAGCGUCGACAUGGACCAAGAGCCGGAAAAGGUGACGACAUACAAUGGCCUCGAGAGCUGCAUUUUCAACAGUUCCUCAUAUGAUGAGGAUAGUGGCGUUAGUGCAACAACAGGGGCGGAUGGCUGUGUCACCGCUGAUUCCCUUGAAGAUGAAGCUUCAAGUUGCUCCUCCAGCAAAGAUGUUGAUGGCUCUUCCUUCUCUUCCCAAUGCCUUCCACUGAGCAAGCAGGAGGAGCAUUCACUUUAUGAGUUGGAUACACUCGAUGCUAUCCAUCUACUCCCUGUCAAAGGGAAGAAUCCAAUCACAUAUACAUUGAGUGCCGCUGAUAUUGAAACCAUGAAGGAGAAGUUUGCAAAGCUACUGCUUGGUGAUGACGUUUCUGGAGGUGCCAGAGGAGUUUGUGCUGCUCUGGCCUUGUCCAAUGGCAUAACCAAUCUCUCAGCCACUAUUUUUGGAGAGCUGUGGAAGUUGGAACCAUUGUGUGAGGAAAAAAAGAUCAGGUGGCGGAAGGAAAUGGACUGGUUGCUUUCUCCUACGACCUACAUGGUCGAGCUGGUACCCACAAAGCAAAAUGGAGCAGAUGGGUGCAUGUUUGAGAUUAUGACCCCGAAGGCCCGUUCAGAUGUUCAUGUGAACCUUCCUGCUCUACAGAAGCUUGAUUCCAUGCUAAUUGAAGUUCUGGACUCAAUGGUUGACACGGAGUAUUGGUACGUGGAGAGUGGUAGCCGAUCAGGUGGCCGGGGCAAAAAUAAUGGUGAAAGACAGACCAAAAAGUGGUGGCUUCCAUCCCCUUGUGUCCCUGAACAAGGUCUAUCUCAGUCCCAGAGGAAAAGGAUUGUGUUUCAGGCUAAACUUGUUCAUCAAAUCCUCAAAGCUGCCAAGUCUAUCAACGAACAAGUCCUGUUUCAGAUCCCUAUUCCCAUGGCUGUUAUGGACGCCCUUCCAAAGUCUGGCAGAUCUAGCUUGGGUGAAGACCUGUACCAUGCCAUAACCACGGACUAUAUUCCUAUCGAAGAAAUCUUUGUUUCUCUGAGUCUAAAAACCGAGCAUAGCGUGCUCGAGACCAUGAACCGGUUAGAAGGUGCACUUUUUGCAUGGAACCAAAGGAUCUCAGAGGAAAGAAGCAGGAAGUCUCCUGCACGGCAUUCGUGGAAGUUCAUGAAGGACAGUUCGUCGGAGCUGGAGAAGAUGUCGGCGUGCAUCGAAAGGGUCGAGACCCUCAUCCAGCUUCUGAAGUCCAGAUUCCCCAACCUGCCUCCAACGUUCAUCGACGUCGUGAAGGUCCAGUAUAACGAGGACGUGGGGCACGCCAUUGUGGAGGCCUACUCGAGGGUUCUUGUAGGGGUGGCGUUCAGCAUCCUGUCCCGGGUGGCGGAGAUCAUGCUGGAGGACGACCUGGUGAAGAAGCCCAACACGCCCAUGGCCACCCUCAAGUUCGACCUCUCCUCCGACGUGUACCUGGCGGGCAUCACCGAGACGCCGCCGGGCCACAUACGGCGCUCCCUCAUGGACCAGAUCAGCAUGGUCGACGGCCGAUUCGACGCCGUCGUCAAGAAGAGAGGGGCCAAGCAGCUCAUGUGGUGAUGCGGGCGGGCGGGGUGUUGUACAGGGUGAUGGCUGCGUGCCGGCUGCGUACACAAGUUGCAUCUACCUUACUACUAAUGGUGCAUUUGUAAUCUGUAACAGCAGCAUUGGCCGAGUCUUGCUGAAUGCUGAAUGCUGAAUGCUGAUGGCAACCCAGAUGCUGCUGCUUUUGCAACGGAGCGAAACCUGUUGUGUCUUGGUCA
Messenger RNA from Triticum dicoccoides, 2279 nucleotides. RefSeq names its product rop guanine nucleotide exchange factor 14-like. NCBI's taxonomy places the organism in Eukaryota, Viridiplantae, Streptophyta, Magnoliopsida, Poales, Poaceae. The coding region runs from base 445 to 2076 and encodes 543 amino acids. The record is from RefSeq and is a predicted model, not a curated record. Gene Ontology annotation, molecular function: guanyl-nucleotide exchange factor activity. The transcript is spliced from 8 exons.